UACUAGCCCAGCUAGGUAGCAGUUGCACCGGCCAUCUCACGGCGGUGAGAUUGGAAAGGCGUAGGUGAGCUUACGAUGGCAACGGGGAACGGAGCAGGGUUGCUGGCCGUCGUCGUUGCAGGCCUGCUCCUGCACGCUGCUGGCGUCGCCGAUGCGCAGACUCUCCGGGUCGGGUACUACAACCAGACUUGCCGCACCGCCGAGUCCAUCGUCGCCGACGAGGUCCAGAAGGCGGCGUACGCCGACAGGUCCGUCCUGGCCAGCCUCAUCCGGCUGCACUUCCACGACUGCUUCGUCAAUGGCUGCGACGGGUCGGUGCUACUGGAGGCCAGCGACAAGCAGGCGGAGAAGAACGCGCAGCCGAACCUGAGCCUGCGAGGGUUCGACGUCAUCGACAGGAUCAAGGCAAGGUUGGAGGCCACGUGCAAGGCGACGGUCUCGUGCGCCGACAUCGUGGCCUUCGCCGCCAGGGACAGCGUUAAGCUGAGCGGUGGUGCCCGGUACGCCAUUCCCAGCGGGAGGCCGGACGGCACCGUGUCGCGGCUGAGCAUGACCAGCGACCUCCCGCCUUCGAACCAGCGGAACGUGGACGUCCUCGCCCAGCACUUUUACCGAAAGGGGCUGUCGCUGGACGACAUGGUCGUCCUCUCAGGCGCGCACACGGUGGGCGUCGUGCACUGCGGCACGUUCGGCUACCGGCUGACGAGCGACCAGGACAAGGGCAUGGACGCGACCUACCGGAACAGCCUGCGGAGCCAGUGCCGGUACAACCCAAACAACCGCGUGUCCCUGGACGCCGGCAGCCAGUACGCGUUCGACUCGAGCUACUUCGCCAACGUGCUCGCCAACCGCACCGCGAUCGAGUCCGACGCGGCGCUCGCCGCGCCGCGCACCGCCGACAAGGUGCGGCAGUGGAAGAACAACCCGGACUGGUUCAAGAGCAGCUUCGCGGCCGCCAUGGUCAAGAUGGGCAGCAUCCGCAGCAGCUACCCUGGCAAGGUGCGCGUCGACUGCAGGAAGGUCAGGACGUGACGGGCGCAGGCAGGCGGAGCGCGAUCACGGUCAGUGGCACGAGUGCGCCUCACGAUUGGAUUCAUUUGUUUCGUUAUCCUUUCACUUUUUUUUCUGUCUGUGCCAUUUGUCAGCAUGUAACAUUCCUUGUUUCGGAUUUUUUAGAGCAAAUUCUUGGUUUUUGAAUUUUGCCAUUUCGGAUGUACCCUUCUACAUCUUCGCUAUUAUGCUAUUCAGAUUCAAGGACGUUUCUUGAGACGUGCAUUCAGCUCA
Messenger RNA from Phragmites australis (common reed), 1284 nucleotides. RefSeq names its product peroxidase 5-like. Bases 76 to 1032 code for a protein of 318 amino acids. Gene Ontology annotation, cellular component: plasmodesma; plant-type cell wall. Gene Ontology annotation, biological process: hydrogen peroxide catabolic process; response to oxidative stress. Gene Ontology annotation, molecular function: heme binding; peroxidase activity. Lineage: Eukaryota; Viridiplantae; Streptophyta; Magnoliopsida; Poales; Poaceae. The transcript is spliced from 4 exons. The record is from RefSeq and is a predicted model, not a curated record.